Molecule: messenger RNA, 1365 nt
Organism: Periophthalmus magnuspinnatus
Lineage: Eukaryota; Metazoa; Chordata; Actinopteri; Gobiiformes; Gobiidae
Gene: lft1
Product: lefty1
Exons: 4
Coding region: 89-1168 (359 amino acids)
Biological process (GO): SMAD protein signal transduction; BMP signaling pathway
Cellular component (GO): extracellular region
Molecular function (GO): growth factor activity; cytokine activity; transforming growth factor beta receptor binding
Source: RefSeq, a predicted model, not a curated record
GGGCCCUGCUAAGUGACAGAGACCACUGUGGAACUACUGCGCUACUGUGCAACUGCUACCACGUUUCUUAUCGCACUCGACUCUCUUGAUGAACAUGGAUUUGCUCCGAGUUUGCUUUCUGUGCGUCGUGCUUCUCGGAGUGACCACGGCUUUUACGCAUGAGGAUAUGAAGAAUGCACUGCUGGACAAAUUAGGAUUGGAUGAAGUUCCUAGAAUUCAAAAGAGGGAUUUGGAGAACCUUGUCAUCCCAGCGCAUAUUAAAAAUAAAUACAUGUCUAUGCUGAAGAAACACCACAGUAGGAAAAGGAGAUCUUUGCCCAGUUUGGCGGGCAUCCUGAAGGGCAUCCCUGGCAAUGCUGAUAUCUCUGGGGAGUACGUGUAUUCUGACACAACAAGGCAUCGCAUGGUGUUUGACAUGGAAGCCAGAAUUCCCGAGAACAGUGAAGUUACGAUGGCAGAACUCAAAUUGUACCAGCGCGCCUCUUUUCACACGCGCUUCACGGUGGAGCGGAAACACCGCCCAGUCAAUAACGCACGAGUCAGCGUCUACUGGGUGGAAGUGCUUCCCAAUGGCUCCAACCGCACUUCUCUGGUCGACUCUCGAUUGAUACCCAUUCACGAAACCGGAUGGAAGAGCUUUGAUGUGACACAAGCCGUGCACUAUUGGUCCAAAACGCAGCAAAAGACACCUAUGCACCUGGAGGUGUGGAUCGAGGGCGAGAGACCUGGCAGCUACGCGGCAGAGGUAGCCAAGAGUGUGCGCUUUACCACCCAAGAGCAGACCGACAACACCUUGGGGAAGCCUGAGCUCAUUCUCUACACACUGAACUUGGAAGAGUACGGUUCCCGUGGAGACUGUGAUGUCAUCCAGAACAAAGACACCUGCUGCAGAGAACAGUACUUUGUCAACUUCCGAGCUCUGACUUGGACCCAGUACUGGAUCAUUGAGCCUGCAGGAUACCAGGCCUUCAGGUGCAGUGGGGGGUGUAAACAACCCAAACGUAACUAUGGCUAUGGAGAGAGGCGCUGCACCGUGUCUGAGAGUGCACCCCUGCCCAUCAUGUACCUGGUGAAGAAGGGCGACUACACCGAGAUUGAAGUGGCAGAGUUCCCCAACAUGAUUGUAGAGAGGUGUGCGUGUACAAUGGACCAUGUGUCAAUAGUAUGAGAGAAUGGACUCACAGAGGACUCCUUUUCUGUUUGGGUGUGGUUAUAUUUAAACACUGAGAGUACUUUUAUUUAAUGGGAGUUAAACAAACAACAUGAAAGCCCUGCUCCCUCACCAAAGCACUUUUCUUUUUUUAUCUGAGUUUGAGUAAGUCAUAAUUUGACCAAUCAAACUCUGAGAUGAUAUAUUUUGAAACU